Molecule: messenger RNA, 1104 nt
Organism: Caenorhabditis briggsae
Lineage: Eukaryota; Metazoa; Nematoda; Chromadorea; Rhabditida; Rhabditidae
Exons: 8
Coding region: 1-1104 (367 amino acids)
Source: RefSeq, a predicted model, not a curated record
AUGUUUAAGGCAUACCUGAUGGCUGAGGAGCAAAACGAGCAGGUCCGUGACAUCCUUCUCCUUCCAACCACAGUCAACGAUCAAGUUGGAUCUUCGGACGAUGAGCAGAUUGCCGCAGUCGUGGAUUUCUUUCAUGGAAAGCUUGCUGAAUAUAAUGAGGUCGUGAUCGCCCAGAACAACCGAUCUGUUUUCGUUGCCAACUAUGUGCAAAAUCGAUUCUUGGUCACUGAGUUUUGUCCCGAACUUGCCAAAUUAUUCGCGGUGCUUAAAGUCAAGUCGUUGGAUGAGCUGAUUCAGAAAUUGAAGGACUUGGAAGAGGAUCCGGCGAUGACCUGGGAUUGCUUCCUACGUGACAUUGAUGACGAGCUUGAGAAGACGUUGGGUCCAGUCAAAACGGCAGUCAGUACUCUUCCAGAAGAUUCUGGAAUUCUCGGACUUCAGAGCAAAACAAUUUCUUACUAUGUGACCGGAAGUGCUUUUGAUUGUGUACUCAUUAUUGUAGUCAGAGCAUUCAAUAAACCAGAAGUCAACGAGCACAUUCUUGGAUUAUACAAUCGAAUUGACGAGCUACGAAAAUUGCGAUGCGACGUCUUCCUACUAACCAAAGGACCGCCCAUUGGAUCCAGCGGAGGUGCAUAUAUCAAAUUGAUUGGUGUCCCAUUCAGAAAAUUAUACGAUAUGAAUGAAGCAGAAGAACAACUGAAAGUCAGCAGGAAAUCCGCGUUGGAGUAUAAUGGUUGGCGAACGCUUUGCAAGGUUGUCGAAGCUUCGCUAGUGGAGGGAGACUACGCGAACACUGCCAAAGAAGCGGCGGGGCCCGAUGAUUCCGUUGCUUACAUCUCACAGAAAGGGGGUACUGUACUUGUCGACAAAUCUGGAGAGAUUUUGUACAAGCAUAUCGAGGACGACAAAGCGGACUCAUGGCCGAAUAUUGAUGAAAUUGUGAAGCUUGUGGAGGCUAGGAACGCAAAGUACUUGGAGAGCAACAACAAUUCCACAUCAUCAAUCCCAAAGGGUGGCAAUUUGGCAAAAGUGAACUCGGAAAUAUCUGUAACCAAGGAAUGUGCAACGGACAAAAAGAAGCCGUGCUGUGUGAUUAGUUGA